Messenger RNA from Vigna radiata var. radiata (mung bean), 544 nucleotides. RefSeq lists its product as uncharacterized. Bases 29 to 439 code for a protein of 136 amino acids. The transcript has 2 exons. Lineage: Eukaryota; Viridiplantae; Streptophyta; Magnoliopsida; Fabales; Fabaceae. The record is from RefSeq and is a predicted model, not a curated record.
AUACUAUUACAACCGCUUCAGCCUUUCCAUGGCGAUUAUAAUCAUCAUCCUUAUCGUUGUCGUCUUUCUCAUGGGCUUCUUCUCCAUCUGCAUCCGCCACUACAACCUACUCCCCCUCCGCAAGCAUCCGCAACCUCACCGGAGCCACCUCGCGCUCGCACCGUGGCCUCGACCAGGCGGUCAUCGACACUUUCCCCACUCUCGAGUACUCCGUGGUGAAGAUCCACAAGCUUGGAAAGGGGACGUGUUUGCGGAGUGCAUCUACGAGGUACGUACGACGGUGAUGACUAAGUCUGCGACAGCCGUGGAGGUGAUGCGAUUCAUGGUGGCCGCUGAAAGGGGAGAUGAUGCUUGCAAUUUUGUUGAUCGAAGAAGAUGGAGGAAGAACACGGUUUCGAAUGUUCUGAUGGAGAUUCGAGCUCGCGAUUUUGUUGAUUGAAGAAGAUGGAGGCAGGACACGAUUUUGGGGUUUUCCCAACAGUUGUGCAGAAGAUGGAAAGGAAAAGGAGAACCCUAAUAGAAAGGUUUGGGCUUGGCCCAUCUU